AUGUCAACACAUCUGCAAGAUCCACCUUCAGACUCAAACUACAAUCCCAAUGCCACGUCAUCAACACCCUCUCCUAACCCCUUCAUCCGCGGCAGCAUCAACGGUGUCGCCACCGCUCCAUACGGCGGCGAAUCCCACUCCCACUCCCACCACCGGAGAUCGCACUCCGAGAUCAACUACCGUCUCCCCGACGAAAUGAUGGACCUAUCUCCAUCCAAUCCGUUGAACGGAGGAGGGUCCUCGACGGCCAGCCUGGAGGAGAUCGGAUCGGAAGACGAUCUGUUCUUCACCUACAUUGACGUGGAGAAGCUCGGAGGAUGUAGUAACGGUUCGAAUAGGGGAGGAAAUGGAUCGGAGCAGAGCGGUUACGGUAACGGAGCGGGGACGAGCGGACAGAAUGAUGGAGAUAAGAGUCUGAAUGAGGCUACUACGCCGAGAACGAGGCAUAGACAUAGUUGCUCUGUUGAUGGUACUACGUCGUCCACGAGUAUGCUUGGAGAGAUCAUGGAUGCCAAGAAAGCUAUGCCUCCGGAUAAACUCGCUGAGCUUUGGACUCAUGAUCCCAAGCGUGCCAAGAGGAUACUUGCGAAUAGACAGUCUGCUGCACGUUCAAAAGAGAGAAAGGCCCGUUAUAUACAAGAGCUUGAGCGCAAGGUUCAGACCCUUCAAACAGAGGCCACGACUCUCUCUGCUCAAUUGACAUUAUAUCAGAGGGACACAAGUGGUUUGAGUACUGAAAAUACCGACCUUAAGCUCCGUCUGCAAGCCAUGGAACAACAGGCACACCUUCGAGAUGCACUUAACGAUGCGUUGAUGAAGGAAGUUGAGAGGCUUAAGAUUGCUACCGGAGAGGCAAUGAACCCCUCUGAAUCUUACAAUCUUGGAAUACACCCGAUGCAAUUCGCAGGGUCAAAUUUCUUUUCAAUGCCACAACAACAUUCAGGUCCUUCUGGUCACCAGAACAUACAAUUUCCCCAAUUCGGUCACUCUCCAUCUAACAUGCCAUCCCAUCAGCUGCAACAAACCAAUUCUCACCAAUUCUCAGAGAUGUUGCAAAACGAUCACCUCGGUCAUUUUAAGGGACUCGACAUCAGUAACAAAGGAUCAGCCCUCGUGAAAUCUGAAGGUCCCUCAAUAUCUGCAAGUGAGAGUAGCACUACAUUUUGA
Messenger RNA from Vicia faba (fava bean), 1167 nucleotides. The record is from the annotation of a GenBank genome assembly. NCBI's taxonomy places the organism in Eukaryota, Viridiplantae, Streptophyta, Magnoliopsida, Fabales, Fabaceae.